Coffea arabica (coffee) is the source of this 1737-nucleotide messenger RNA. RefSeq names its product receptor-like serine/threonine-protein kinase At1g78530. Lineage: Eukaryota; Viridiplantae; Streptophyta; Magnoliopsida; Gentianales; Rubiaceae. Gene Ontology annotation, molecular function: ATP binding; protein kinase activity. Gene Ontology annotation, biological process: protein phosphorylation. The record is from RefSeq and is a predicted model, not a curated record.
GAGCUGUCGUGGUUCAUGGCUCUUCCAAUAAGUCCUCAGCAAAUCACUACCCAAAUUUUCAUUUCUGAAUCCCAAUCACCAGAUUGAUUAAUCAGGCAUCUCGUGUGCGCAUAAAUUCCAAGAAAAAGCGAUUCAAAUGUCAAAAAAAGUGUACCAGUGUUGGUCCCCUUCACUCUGCUAAACUGUUCUGAUCUAGAAUUGUCAAACUACUAAUCUCAACAGUAUCACUUCACUUGAAACAUCUAUAAUUCUUUCGUCAAAGUUCAACUAAUCAAGCAAGCUCCAGUGUUCCCUGUUUCAGUGCAAUAGUGACAAUUCAGAUGUGAAUAUGACCAGGUCGAAACCAGUCUUUGGAUGAUACGGUAUUCUUCCAGAUUAUUUCUUAUAGCCCUUACUAAGAGAUUUUUACCCAGCGUCAGCAAGAUUCUUUAGAACUCUUUUCUCUUGAUUAUUUAUCAUUGAUCAAGAACAAGCCCAAAAGGACUAGCUAAAUGGCAAAUGCCAACUUCUUAGCAUUGUAUAUCACAAUAUGUGUACUCGCUUUUGUUGCUUCAAAGCUAAUUAUAGCAACUCUUUGCUACCGUCGCUGGAAGAGAAAACAAAUGCUUGUUCAAGACAGUUUUUCAGGUGGGAAACUUGUCUUGUUCAGUUCACCGAAGAUGAAAGCUCUAAAGACUAAUAUGUUCUUGAACAAGACCAUGAAAUUGAGCAACAAGGACAUUAUUGGAUCAGGAGGUUAUGGGACAGUUUACAAACUGUCCAUAAAUGAUUCUGUAUCUUUUGCAGUAAAAAGACUCAACAGGAUAAGUGCAGAACAAGAUCGAGGCUUCGAGAGAGAAUUAGAGGCAAUGGCGGACAUUAAGCAUCGGAAUAUAGUUACUCUUCACGGAUAUUAUACUGCUCCCAACUAUAAUCUUCUCAUCUACGAGCUCAUGCCUAAUGGAAGUCUGGAUGGACUGCUAUAUGGAAAAUCUUCGAACGAGAGGGUUCUGGACUGGACUUCAAGGUACAAAAUAGCAGUAGGAGCUGCAAGAGGGCUGGCAUACCUUCAUCAUGAUUGUAUACCGCACAUUAUACAUAGAGAUAUCAAAACGAGCAAUAUAUUGCUGGAUCAGAAUUUGGAGGCUCGAGUAUCUGAUUUUGGAUUAGCCAAAUUGAUGGAACCUGAUAAGACUCAUGUUUCAACACUAGUUGCUGGAACAUUUGGAUAUCUGGCUCCUGAAUAUUUUGACACAGGAAGAGCAACCAUAAAGGGAGAUGUCUAUAGCUUCGGUGUAGUUCUACUGGAACUUCUUACAGGGAAAAAGCCAAAUGAUGAAACAUUCAUCGAGGAGGGAACGAAGCUCGUAACCUGGGUAAAGGCAGUUGUUGAAGAGAAGAGGGAGGGAUAUGUAAUUGACAGAAGGUUAGAAGAUUAUCAUGUUGAAGAGGUCAACCAGGUAUUCAGUAUUGCAAUGAUGUGCCUCGAACCAGAGCCAUCCAAGAGACCUACCAUGUCAGAAAUUGUCAAGAUGCUAGAGCAAGUAAAGUCAUACCAAUUCGUACCAGAUUUGCAAGAAAUGCCAAUUGCCUAACUUUCCAAAGGAUGGAGGGUUCUUAUUUCUGGUUAUUAGAUUAGUGGAGCAAUGCUCUUUCCAAAGUGUUCAUAGUGUACAAAACAAGAUUUAGAGCAGUUCAUUCAUGUAGAAAGCUAUGAUGAGCAUUGAGUGUCAGGAAUGAAAACAACUGAGCAGAAAA